AUGGUGGCCAAAUUCUCUUUGGAAAGGAUGUUGACUUACGAAAAGAAAAUUGAUAAAGUAAACUUCAAAGUUCUUAUCGGAGGAUAUGAAAAGGAAAGACCCGUAUUGUACAAGAUCAGACCGCCCGGGAUUUUGGAGGUCGGGCAAUCCUUAUAUAUCAGGAGUGGUAGUCCAUAUGCAACGUGCAUGAUGGAGAUUUGCUUGAAGAAAAAGGAAAAAGUCAUCCAAUUGCCGAAGUUGCAAAGAGUGCGAGCAAUUAAAUUCGUUUUGCAGCGAAAAAGGAUAUUUUUACGGGAGGUUACGCCACUGUCUAUCAUCUCUCUAUAG
Molecule: messenger RNA, 327 nt
Organism: Oldenlandia corymbosa var. corymbosa
Lineage: Eukaryota; Viridiplantae; Streptophyta; Magnoliopsida; Gentianales; Rubiaceae
Source: the annotation of a GenBank genome assembly